Molecule: messenger RNA, 528 nt
Organism: Limulus polyphemus (Atlantic horseshoe crab)
Lineage: Eukaryota; Metazoa; Arthropoda; Merostomata; Xiphosura; Limulidae
Product: gastrula zinc finger protein XlCGF52.1-like
Exons: 1
Biological process (GO): regulation of transcription by RNA polymerase II
Cellular component (GO): transcription regulator complex; PcG protein complex
Molecular function (GO): DNA-binding transcription factor activity, RNA polymerase II-specific; RNA polymerase II cis-regulatory region sequence-specific DNA binding
Source: RefSeq, a predicted model, not a curated record
AAGAGUGUUUUAAAUGUACAUGAAAGAAUACACACUGGGGAGAAACCUCACUGUUGUACAGUGUGUGGAAAACAGUUUAGAACAAAUAAUAGUUUAAAAAAGCAUGUGAUAAUACACACUGGAGAGAAACCUUACAGUUGUACAGUUUGUGAAAAACAGUUUGUAACAAAGAGUGCUUUAAUCGUACAUGAAAGAAAACACACUGGAGAGAAACCUUACAGUUGUACAGUGUGUGGAAAACAGUUUGUAACAAACGGUGUUUUAAAAAUGCAUGAAAGAAUACACACUGGAGAGAAACCUUACAGUUGUAUAGUGUGUGAAAAAGAGUUUAGAUGGAGGACUCAGUUAAAUGUACAUGAAAGAACACACAGUGGGGAGAAACCUUACAACUGUACAGAUUGUAGAAAACAGUUUGUAACAAAAAGUGUUUUAAAAGUACAUCAAAGAAAGCACACUGGAGAGAAACCUUACAGUUGUACAGUGUGUGGAAAACAGUUUGUAACAAACAAUGUUUUAAAAAUACAUGAA